CCCAGACCGCUCAGGCGCUGCAAAGAUUUUUCGUGACAGAACAAAAAACAAAUAACCUCGAAAACGUAGCAAUUUAUAACAUUUCUGCAAAAGCUGGAAUAUAAUGGAAACCUUAGAUUUAUGCGAACCAAAGGAGAUGUCAGGAGAAAAGGGAGCACUGGAUUGCUGGGAUUUUCAGGUGAACCCGCUAUUCCUUGAGGAACUCAUCAGCCCCUGUCUGAAUGGUAUUUCAUACGAAGAGUGGAUGUCUUUGGAUACCAAUGACAGUGGAUCAGAAGUUGUCGUUCUGCUGUCGGACAUGUGCAGUGAGGUUAUAAUUACUAAUAGCAACUUGAUCCUGGAGAUUGUAGAGCCUCUGAUUUUUACCUCGGGCCAUGAUCUUUCAUGUGGCAAUGAUGCAACUGUGCAGGGUGGGUGCAGUAAUUUCAAAGUGAUGGAGGAGAAUAUCGAGGCCUGCUUUGGAAACAGCCUUAAUCAGUAUUUUGUUGAAGUCCUGGACAUAGCAGAGGGAAGCUGCGACACCUUGGAUGAAUUAGUGAGACUGUUUUCAGCAGAGGUUACUAAAAAAGUAAACUUAUUACUGGCUCAAGUCACAGGGUCAACUCUUUCCCUGAACACAUGUGACUCGCUGAGAGCAGCAUCCACUUUACAAAUGGUCGAUACCAUAGGAAAACUGUUUAAAGACGUGUUGGAAGGCUUUAAAAUAAUGGAUGAGUCAUGUGACGAGCUGGCAUGCCCGCCCUGUAACUCCCAGGAGCGUUGGUGUUUUGACUCUGAGGAUGCUGAAAACGUUGAGGAGGACAGCACAGAAAUCUCAGGAUUCAGUUUCUCUUUUUCAAAGAUGCCAAAACUGGAUAAUUUACAUGCUCCGUCAGUGCCACAGCAUUCUGAUGACUCAGAAUCAAAUGAUGACAUAAAUCCUAUUUCAUCAGAUCCGCCACCUGAUGAUUACAACAAGACCUUUCUCACUAUGCUUCUUCGGAAGUUAGUUAACCACAUUGCUUCUGAAACCGGAACAUCCUUAGAAAACGUGAAUCUCAAUGAUUUAGUGUCCUGUGUAACAUGGUGUACUAGGGGCAUGCUGGAUCUUUCUCCCCUAAGAAGUGUUGACAAUCUGCACAUCUCCAUUUACGAAAGUCUGUGCCAGAAAUUUAGAGCCAAACACGUGCUGCAGGUUGCCAUGGUAUCACAUGAUAGUGCAUUUGAGUUUGCUGUUAUAAUGACUUUAUUAUCACAGCUUGAAAAGUACAACACCUCUAAGGAGAUAUGGGAUUUAUGGAACCCUUUCAAGCCCGGGAACCUUUCUCCAGAACCUCACAGAGAAGAAAGGAGCACACAAACAUCGCCUUCACCUCCAAAAAGAUCACUGUGCAGCACCCUCAGGAAGAAGUUUUCACGCUGGGCUUCUAAUGUUGUGAAUUUUUUUAAGAGGUCUGGACAGUGA
Messenger RNA from Archocentrus centrarchus (flier cichlid), 1444 nucleotides. RefSeq lists its product as uncharacterized. The coding region runs from base 104 to 1444 and encodes 446 amino acids. The record is from RefSeq and is a predicted model, not a curated record. NCBI's taxonomy places the organism in Eukaryota, Metazoa, Chordata, Actinopteri, Cichliformes, Cichlidae. The transcript has 3 exons.